Messenger RNA from Dibothriocephalus latus, 993 nucleotides. The record is from the annotation of a GenBank genome assembly. NCBI's taxonomy places the organism in Eukaryota, Metazoa, Platyhelminthes, Cestoda, Diphyllobothriidea, Diphyllobothriidae.
AUGUCACGAAAUCUCUCUCUGUUUGAGGAUUCGAGGGUUCCCCAAGAACUGCUGGACUACCGUUCUGCGAUGGAUGGAGAGCUAAAGAGAAACCCAUAUGAAGUGAGUUUGGCCAUAGAAAAAUUUGAAAAGGCAGCCAUAAACGCGGUCAAUCUACCAAGGCAAAACGUCAAAACGGAAUCAGUUAGUGAGGAGGACUAUACCAAAGCCGGCUUCCUCUUUCCCUCCGCCAAUCCAUUGUUGCGAGCCGAGGUGAAGCGACUGCAGGCAGUCUUCAACACUCUGUUGAAUGGUCUUGGGAGCCUUUGCCUACCCAAUGGAAAUGCAGCCCUGAGUCUGGACCAAUUGCCCGACUACACAAACUAUAUCAUGCGUUUGCAUGCAUCCACUGACAUCAUUUUCGAGGAAGUACGCAGACAGGCUCUUGCCAGAUCUCAGACGAAGUUUAAAGCCUUGACAAAAGUGAAGAACAUCUACCAGGAGAUGUUGAAGGCAGUAGCCGACUGUGUGACAGAAGAGUUGACGCAGUCCGAAAACCUCAUAACGCAAAUUUCACGUGCGGCCGAGGAGAAGAAGAGAACGCUAAAAGAGGAAGUUUUUGCGAACGAACUGGAGAACGACCACCUGGUUCACAUGCACUCGCUCUACCACGCUCGCGAGGAAAGAGUCAACGCUGAGACCCAGGCUUCAACGCGCAAACUGCAAAAGUGCGCCACGAAACUUCUUUUCAUGGCCGGACGUCUCUCAUCUGAAAAUUGUGUGACGUCCGUGAAGAAAGUCCUCAACACUCGACUGGUUUGGAGCUUUCGUUGGAAAGACCUUCAGUCCUUGGGCCACUCGCUUACCAGUCUGCAUCUGGCGAAACUGACCAUAGACACAGAAUCGAUUUUCGCAAUACUGGAACUGAUACACGUUCAAAUGGAAAAAAUAGGGAACUACAUACUAAACUCUGUUGCAGUGCUGAGGAAUCUGCAAAGAACUCAAGUGCGGUAG